Messenger RNA from Cyprinodon tularosa, 2844 nucleotides. RefSeq names its product influenza virus NS1A binding protein a (gene ivns1abpa). Gene Ontology annotation, molecular function: protein binding. The record is from RefSeq and is a predicted model, not a curated record. The transcript has 15 exons. NCBI's taxonomy places the organism in Eukaryota, Metazoa, Chordata, Actinopteri, Cyprinodontiformes, Cyprinodontidae. The coding region runs from base 475 to 2427 and encodes 650 amino acids.
GCUUUCCUCUCGCCAGCCAUUCCAGUUUAGACUGAGCGGACGUCGCCAUCGUCAGUGAUAGAACAGAUAAAUAUUAAUCUCGCCACAAGCUGUGAGAGUCGUCGCGUUGCGUCUCUUCUGUGAACAGAACCAACAAACCUUGAAUUCGCAUUAAAUAUGCCUAAUAUCGCUUAUUGUCAAACGCCUCAGGUUAUAAUGCAUGACCAACAGAGAAUAAGUACAGCUCUAUAGCCUACGGGAUCUCGAGGACUUGAUUACAGUCGCUUCAAGCCUGAUAGUUUGUCCGUGCGGCUGCUCCCCUUCUCCCUUCUACGCACGUCUGUAGUCGGCUGGCAUCUCCUCUAACAACUUCCCAUCCCCCUCUCUCAGCUGAAGAAGACUUAGUCUGCUUCGCCCCUUUCUGUUCUACGCUCAGCGGCGGCGUUUCCCUGGAUUUGGAUUAUUGUCUAUUAGGUUUUAUCAAAAUUCACCAAGAUGACUCCAAACGGUUAUUUGAUCUUCGAUGAUGAGACUUUCCUGGACUCCACCGUGGCCAAAAUGAAUGCCCUGAGGAAGAGUGGGCAGUUCUGUGAUGUGAGGCUGCAGGUGUGUGGCCAUGAGCUGAUGGCUCACCGUGCUGUCCUGGCGUGCUGCAGUCCAUAUUUGUUUGAAAUCUUCAACAGCGAUGUCGAGACUCACGGAGUCUCGCAUAUCACUUUUGAGGAUUUGAACCCAGAGGCUGUGGAGGUCCUGCUCAACUAUGCCUACACUGCCCAAUUAAAGGCAGAGAAGGAGCUGGUCAAGGACGUUUACUCUGCAGCCAAAAGGUUCAAGAUGGAGCGAGUCAAACAGAUUUGUGGCGACUACCUGCUGUCUAAAGUGGAUUCCCAGAAUGCCAUCUCUUUCCGGAACUUUGCCAACUUCAUGGGAGACGGCAGACUUUUGGCCAAGGUGGACGCUUACAUCCAGGACCAUCUGCUGGAAGUUUCCGAACAGGAGGACUUCCUCAAACUACCAAGGUUAAAGUUAGAAGUGAUGCUUGAAGACAACCUGACCCUGCCCAGCAACGGCAAACUCUACUCCAAGGUGCUAAACUGGGUGCAGCGUAGUCUUUGGGAGAACGGAGACCAACUGGAGCGACUGAUGGAAGAGGUGCAAACGCUCUACUACUCACCUGACCAUAAGCUGGUGGAUGGAGGGCUGGUGAUUGAUGGGCACAGUGAGGUGUUUGGUGGCGAGGACGACCACCUUCAGUUUGUGCAGAAGAAGCCUGUGCGUGAGAGCACCCAGAGACAGCUGAGCUGCAGCUCGUCAGGAAGCCUCUCGCCCUCCAACCAAGCAGCAAAUGUCCAAAAACAGACCACCAGGAGAGACUGGAAGUACAUCGCCUCUGAGAAGACCACAAACAACAACUAUCUCUGUUUGGCUGUGCUGGACGGAGUGCUGUGUGUGAUCUUCUUGCACGGUCGCAACAGCCCUCAGACAUCUCCAACCUCCACGCCCUGCCUGAUGAAGAGUCUCAGCUUCGAGGCCCAGCCUGAGGAACAGGAAGAGCACCCACUGUCACCCAUGCACUACGCCCGCUCCGGCCUGGGCAUGGCAGCGCUGAACGGGAAACUCAUCGUAGCAGGAGGCUACAACCGGGAGGAGUGUCUGAGGACUGUGGAGUGCUACAACCCCAGUGAGGACUGCUGGACUUUCAUCGCCCCCAUGCGCACGCCGAGGGCUCGCUUCCAGAUGGCCGUGCUCAUGGGUCAGCUGUACGUGAUCGGAGGUUCCAACGGACAUUCUGAUGAGCUGAGCUGUGGGGAGAUGUACGAUCCGCAUACAGAUGAGUGGGUCCAAGUGCCAGAGCUGAGGACAAACCGCUGCAAUGCAGGCGUCUGCUCCUUGAACAACAAGCUGUAUGUUGUUGGAGGGUCGGACCCCUGCGGGCAGAAGGGCCUGAAGAACUGUGACGUUUUUGACCCUGUGGGGAAGACCUGGUCCAACUGCGCCUCCCUUAACAUCAGGAGGCACCAGGCUGCAGUGUGCGAGCUGGAUGGCUUCAUGUACGCCAUCGGAGGAGCUGAGUCAUGGAACUGCCUGAACACCGUCGAGCGUUACAACCCCGAGAACAACACCUGGACUCUGGUAGCCCCCAUGAACGUGGCCCGCAGGGGAGCCGCCGUGGCCGUGCACGCAGGCAAGCUGUUUGUGGUGGGCGGCUUCGACGGCUCCCGCGCCCUCCGCUGCGUCGAGGUAUACGACCCCGCCCGCAACGACUGGAGGAUGCUCGGCAGCAUGAUAUCGUCGCGCAGCAACGCCGGCGUGGCCAUGCUGGGCGAAACCAUCUACGUGGUGGGCGGCUUUGACGGAAACGAGUUCCUCAGCACGGUGGAGGUGUACAACCCCGAAACGGACGAGUGGAACGACUGCACCAAAGCCCCAUCCCCCCUCUCUGAGUGAGGAGAGGGGAGAUGGGGGGGCGAGGAAGAAUGGGGGACAGGGUUCUGGAGUUUCACAGUGCUUCACUCAUUUCCAAACUAACAGGCUUAGUGACGUAAUCGUGUUUCGUGAUGUUUUUGUGUAUUAAAGGGUUUUAUGUGGGGUGGGGGGUGUUGAGUUGAGGAGUCUUCAGUGAAGACUGGCUUAAUCAGAUUUUUUUUUGGGGGGGGUAUUGCUGCCCAAAGCAACAUGACGCCUUUGCAUAUUGCAUAGAUAUUGGUUUUGUCUUGUAUAUAUUUUGUUUCUUCCUCAGAUUUUGUCAAAUGCCAACAUUUCUAAACAUUUGGUGUUUUUAUUUUAUUUUUUCAAGUUUAGGCUUUAGUCAAAUGCAGGAUUUUUAGAUGAGUUUGCAUAUUCGAUCACCUAGAAAGCUGUAAU